ACGUGCUGCUGCUGCUGCAGUGAAUGUGAAUGUGAGUGAUGGAAUGAACCCGCAGUUCAUCCCCAGCUGCAGCAGCUGAUAGCUCACCGCAUCGCUCAGUAUGUGAAUGGAUGCAGGCACAGCUGUAGCCAGCUCUGAGAAGCCAGAGAGUUCAGCUGCUGUCUCUGUACCCCUCGCACCGGCUGCCAUGGCCAAGGGGGAGAAAGCCCGGGUCACAUCAGGGGACAAACUCAUGAUAAAGCACCCUGAACCUGUUUUCACCAAGGUACCACCACAGACUCUGGACCAGAAGCUCUCUGUAUGUAGCAAACUCUGUUUUGCCAUCGGAGGGGCGCCGAAUCAGGUCGCCGGGAGCGCAACCGCAUUCUUCCUUCAAAUAUAUCUACUUGACAUUGCACAGAUUAACCCAUUUCAGGCCUCUAUGGUGUUGUUUGUCGGCAAGGCUUGGGGGGCAGUUACUGAUCCCAUUGUGGGAUUCUUCAUCACUAAAAGCAAAUGGACAAAGAUUGGGCGACUCAUGCCAUGGAUGGUGGGCUGCACUCCAUUCAUGGUGGUCUCUUACUUCUACCUUUGGUUUGUCCCACCUUUUACCAAUGGGAGGUUCAUCUGGUAUCUGGGCUUUUACUGUCUCUACCAAACUCUCAUCACAUGUUUCCAUGUGCCUUAUUCCGCCCUAACCAUGUUCUUGAGCACCGACCAGCGGGAGAGAGACUCUGCUACAGCUUACCGUAUGACGGUGGAGGUGCUCGGGACGCUGGUGGGUGCCGCCAUUCAGGGUCAGAUUGUAGCGAGCGCACACACUCUGAAGCACUGUCCGCAUCGAAACCUGACCACUGGUCACCUGGGAAACAGCAGUGGCACAGAGAUCAUCAGAUCCCUGGCGCUGUCACAGGACUUCCUGUCUCACGCUAAGGAAGUGUACAUGAUAGCUGCCGGAGUGAUCGGCGGGCUGUUUCUGGUUUGUACGGUGGUCAUGUUCCUGGGAGUCAAAGAGAGAGAUGAUCCCUAUGCUCCUAAAACAGACAAGGCCAUUCCUUUCCAUAAGGGCUUUAUUUUGGUCAUGAAGCAUGGGUCCUACCUCACUCUGACUGCGGCUUUCCUGUUCAUAUCUGUGGCCAUCCAGUUGAUACAAAGUAACUUUGUGCUGUUCUGCACAUAUGCGGUGGAGCUGCGAGAACACUUUCAGAACAUUGUUUUGACAAUUCUGAUGUCGGCCGCAGUGAGUAUCCCAUUCUGGCAGUGGUUCCUUGAGAAGUUUGGGAAGAAAACAGCAGCUUUCUGCGGCAUUACGUGGAUCAUGCCAUUCACAGUGAUGCUGGUGUUCAUCCCUAAUCUGAUAGUGGCAUAUGUCGUGGCCGUAUCAUCUGGGCUUAGUGUGGCCGCUUCUCUCUUGUUACCAUGGUCAAUGUUACCAGAUGUAGUGGAUGACUUCAGACUGGCAAACCGCAACUCAAAAGGACAUGAGGCGAUCUUCUACUCCCUAUAUGCUUUCUUCACUAAGUUUGCUGCAGGCAUUUCUCUCGGAGUGUCGACGCUCUGUCUACAGUUUGCUGGUUAUGACACAGGCGCGUGCAGACAGCCCACUCCAGUGGUCUAUACGCUCAAACUGCUCAUCGGUGCCGCCCCGGUGGCCUGUAUCACCACAGGCCUCAUGAUCCUCGUGGUGUACCCGAUCAGUGAGGACGUCAGAUUACGAAACAAACUCGCCCUGGAGGAGCUCAGAAGCCAGAGUAUUACCUGCAAAUCUCUCAGAGCUGAGCUGAGCAGCGCGUGACUUCCUCAAACAGCCGAUCCUGAUAUUCUAGCCCAGCGCUGGGAUGAGUUGUGUUAGUGUAUAUUACACUGUGUGAGAUAUAUAAUGUUUUACUGUAAACAUUUCAGUUUGUUUCUGUAUUCAGUCUGUUUCUGUAUUUUCAAAUGAACAUAUAGCCACAUAUACAGUAUUACAGUAUCUAAUUUAUACACAUGAAUGGACUAUAUAUCAUUAUAUAUCAGGAUUUCCUGAGGGAAAAUUUACUGAUAAUAUAUUGUUUAAGUUGUAUUAGUGAAUGACUCGAUUACAGGAUUAAUAAAAAUUGUGCUGGUUCACGUAGCUUCAGCAUAUUUCGAGGAUGCUUUCAAAUAUAAAAUCUAGAAAACUUAUAAUAAAAAAUAUUGAAUAUUA
This is a messenger RNA of Onychostoma macrolepis, 2164 nucleotides long. RefSeq names its product MFSD2 lysolipid transporter B, sphingolipid (gene mfsd2b). Gene Ontology annotation, cellular component: membrane. The record is from RefSeq and is a predicted model, not a curated record. NCBI's taxonomy places the organism in Eukaryota, Metazoa, Chordata, Actinopteri, Cypriniformes, Cyprinidae. The coding region runs from base 107 to 1774 and encodes 555 amino acids. Gene Ontology annotation, molecular function: symporter activity; sphingolipid intramembrane carrier activity. Gene Ontology annotation, biological process: carbohydrate transport. The transcript has 15 exons.